Messenger RNA from Linum tenue, 1030 nucleotides. NCBI's taxonomy places the organism in Eukaryota, Viridiplantae, Streptophyta, Magnoliopsida, Malpighiales, Linaceae. The record is from the annotation of a GenBank genome assembly.
UUGCAUAAAUUGGAUCUCUAGAGUGCGUUAAGCAAUCGUUCUCCUUGGAUUAGGGUUUUUCUCUGCACUCGCUCGGCGGCGUAGGCGUCUUUGCUCCCUCUGCUCUCCGUCAGUCGGCACUUCUACGGUCCCGCAACCAUGGCCGAGCAGACUGAGAAGGCUUUUCUGAAGCAGCCCAAGGUUUUCCUCAGCUCUAAGAAGACUGGGAAAGGGAAGAGGCCUGGGAAGGGCGGGAACCGCUUCUGGAAGAGCAUUGGCUUGGGGUUUAAGACUCCCAGAGAAGCAAUUGAAGGCACAUACAUUGAUAAGAAAUGCCCAUUCACUGGUACGGUUUCUAUCAGAGGCCGAAUCAUUGCUGGUACUUGCCACAGUGCAAAGAUGAUGAGAACCAUCAUUGUCAGGCGCAAUUACCUUCAUUAUGUGAAGAAGUACCAGAGGUAUGAGAAGAGGCACUCCAACAUCCCUGCACACGUGUCCCCAUGCUUCCGUGUGAAGGAGGGAGAUCAUGUUACUAUCGGUCAAUGCAGGCCUUUGUCCAAGACUGUAAGGUUCAAUGUCCUGAAAGUGAUUCCUGCCGGUUCUUCUGGCGGUGGCAAGAAAGCAUUCACUGGCAUGUAAUCUCUUAUUUGAGGAGUUUGGAGGGUUUUGUUGAGUAGAGUUACCGAUUUAAGUUCAAGUUUUGCAUUUUGGUUUAAGUGGUUGGAACUCAUUUGUAUUACUGAGAGAGAUCUGUUUGAUGCUAUAGUAAUCCUGAAGUUUUGCCUGUUUCAUACUUUGGUGAAUACUGAAUGCACUCUGUCUACUCUUCAUCUUACUCAGGGUUGCACUUUGUUGUUGGUCUUAUGUUAAGCCCGUAAUCGAGGUCUUCUCUUCUGGUACCUGAAUUAUGUCAGAGCUGAUGCUCGUAAGAAAGUAUUGGUAGAGUUCAGACUGGGCUGUGGACUGUGGUUUCAUUAGUGGGCCUCCAGAACUAGUUUUUUUUUUAACAAUCCAGAGCUAGGUUCAUAUCGUAUAUAAUAGCAAGUUAUCU